AAUCCUUAGCUAUAAAUACCCUUCACAGACCGUUCCAACUCCCAUCUCACACCUCCUUCUUCACCACUUGCACCACUCCAAUAUCUUCCAACUUCUCUCAUCACUACUCCCACGUUCAUAAUCAAAUCAUCUUCAACACUUAACCAAAAUUUCCAAAAAAAAAUGACAAACCCAACACCAAAACCUAGUCCUAGUCUUCUUAUUACCCUUCGUGUGAUCUUAGGUUGUUGGUUGUGUUCAUCCGUUGCAUUUGGAGCCACCUACAAUGUGGUCAAUUUUGGAGCCAAAUCCGAUGGCAAAACGGACUCAACCAAGGCAUUUCUCAAUGCAUGGUCCAAAGCUUGUGCUUCUACCAACCCUGCCUCAAUUUACGUGCCACAAGGAAAAUUCUUGCUUAAAAGUGUGACUUUCAAUGGGAAAUGUAACAACAAGGGUAUUUCUAUAACCAUUGAUGGCACUUUGGUGGCUCCUUCGGAUUAUAGUGUCACCGGAAGCGCCGGUACGUGGUUGGAAUUCGAGCGUGUCGACGGCGUUUCGAUUCGCGGCGGGGUGCUUGACGGCCAAGGCACUGCCUUGUGGGAUUGCAAGAACUCCGGCAGAGGAAACUGCCCCAGCGGAGCCACGACACUGGCGUUCACCAACUCCAAUAACAUUGCCAUCGGUGGGUUGACCUCAAUGAACAGUCAAAUGUUCCACAUAGUGUUCAAUGGAUGCCAGAACGUGAAGCUGCAAGGAGUGAAGGUCCUGGCCGACGGAAACAGCCCCAACACUGACGGCAUCCAUGUACAAAUGUCGUCCCACAUCACCAUCCUCAACUCAAAAAUCCGGACCGGCGAUGAUUGCAUCUCCGUCGGUCCCGGAACCACUAACUUGUGGAUUGAAAACAUUGCUUGUGGACCAGGACAUGGAAUAAGCAUUGGAAGCUUGGGAAAGGAUUUGAAGGAAGCCGGUGUACAAAAUGUGACAGUUAAAACUGUUACAUUUACUGGGACUCAAAAUGGUGUUAGAAUAAAGACAUGGGGGAGACCCAGUAACGGAUUUGUGAGGAACGUCCUUUUCCAAGACGCAAUCAUGGUCAAUGUUGAAAACCCCGUUAUAAUUGACCAAAAUUACUGCCCAAAUAACAAGGGCUGCCCCGAUCAGGCUUCUGGAGUCAAAGUGAGUGAUGUGACAUACCAAGACAUUCAUGGAACAUCUGCCACCCAUGUUGCUGUGAAAUUUGAUUGCAGUUCCAAGUACCCAUGUAAUGGGAUAAAGUUAGAGGAUGUGAAGCUCACUUACAAGAACCAACCAGCCCUAGCUUCGUGCAACCAUGCUGGUGGAGCAGCAUUGGGUUCGGUUCAACCAGAGAGUUGCUUUUAGAGCAAAAAAAUUACUAUAUGCACAAAAAAAUAAAAAAUAAUUACUAAGCAAAGAUUCUAAGUGGAAUCACUAUGAUUGUCCCUAGAGUCAUAGGACAAGAUAGGCAUAUACAAUGUAUCACUAUGUUUUUUGUUUUUAUGAGAAGUGUGAGGAAUGGAUGUAUCAUCAUGUUGUAGUUUCAGACGUUUUGUAGUUUUGGGUUUGUUGCCUGAUCCUGAGGCGUUUGUAGCCCAUUGGGCUACGGUGGGGCCUGGUCUUAUAAUUGUUAUAGACCGUAUGUGCUCCGAUUUUCUAUUACAUGAUUGUAUUUCUAUAAAAUAUACAAAUAUAUGUAGUAAACAAAAAGUUCAUGUGUUAAUGUAUAUUGGAUUUUAUAGUA
Molecule: messenger RNA, 1741 nt
Organism: Glycine soja
Lineage: Eukaryota; Viridiplantae; Streptophyta; Magnoliopsida; Fabales; Fabaceae
Product: polygalacturonase-like
Exons: 4
Coding region: 163-1362 (399 amino acids)
Biological process (GO): carbohydrate metabolic process
Molecular function (GO): polygalacturonase activity
Source: RefSeq, a predicted model, not a curated record